UACACAUACAUACUUUCCUACAACAUUUUCAUCAUCCAUCAUACUCCAUACAACUAUCAAAAACAAAAUCCCUAACAAUUCCAUCCAACAUGGACCAAGAAAACGUGGUUCUCCAACCUCAUGUGCUAAUCUUUCCGAUACCAUUCCAAGGCCCGGUUAACUGUGCUCUCAAGUUAGCCGAACUCCUAUGUCUUUCCGGCAUCCACGUCACCUUCCUCAACACCCAYCACAUCCACCGCCCUCUCCUCCGCCACACUCRAGUCUUAUCCCGAUUCAGCCGCUACCCCAACUUCCAAUUCCARACCAUCCCUGAUGGAGUGGAGCAUGACAAACCAGUCUCCCGCGACGGGUUUAUGGAGGUGAUGACUGCUGURGAUGCUGUGAGUAAACCGGUUUUCCGGGAGAUGAUGAUCUCCGGUAGCCUGAGUAGGWAUUCGGAACGGCCGGUGACGGUGAUGAUCCCUGAUGCUUGCUUCAGUUUCGCGGUGGACGUAGGUAUAGAGACUUCGACUCCGGUGAUUUGCUUCGAAACCGUCAGUCCAUGCUGUUUGUGGAGUUGUUUCUUGAAUCUUCCUACGCUUAUCGAAGCUGGUGAAGUUCCCUUCAAAGGUAAUGAUUUAGACGAACCGGUAAAGAGUGUGCCGGGAACAGAAAAUAUUCUCCGGCGUCGGGAUCUUGCCAGCUUCUGUCGCUCCGACGACAUAUCAACUCCGGUUAUUGAACUCAUCCUGAAAGAAGCUCGAGCCGUUCCUCGAGCUCAAGGUCUCAUACUCAACACAUUCCAAGACUUAGACGCUCUCAUACUAACACACAUGCAAACCCUUUGUCCAAAUAUUUACCCCAUUGGCCCACUUCACUCUCUCCACAAAGCUCGGUGGGCAAAUUUGGCGAAAAAGUCGACAACCGAAAGGGGGCCUUCAUCUAUGAAUUUAGGUCGUUUGAUUGAUGAUAUAAAAGUGAUGAGAAUAAAGAAAUAG
This is a messenger RNA of Cynara cardunculus var. scolymus (artichoke), 977 nucleotides long. Its product is annotated as 7-deoxyloganetic acid glucosyltransferase-like. The transcript is spliced from 4 exons. The record is from RefSeq and is a predicted model, not a curated record. The coding region runs from base 90 to 977 and encodes 295 amino acids. NCBI's taxonomy places the organism in Eukaryota, Viridiplantae, Streptophyta, Magnoliopsida, Asterales, Asteraceae.